GUGGGUAUGUAAGGUUUCGAGGAAGGCGCGUUGGGGUCAGCUUCGAUACUUUCCUCAUAAUUUGAUUAGGUAAGCGAGGCUGAGUUGCCCCUUCCCUUAUUGGCCGUUCUCAUAUAAUCAGUUCGUCCCAUGAACGUGAGAACCUUCUCUUCCCAUUAUCGGCGACAGUUUUUGAUAUUUCUAGACUGGAAACUAGUUACUAUUUGUUUCUGGGAGCCGAUGGUGAAAUUAUCAUUCUAUUAUUUCCUGUCUGCCUUCAAGCUGGGUUCUUAUUACCCAGCGUCUUUGACACAGGGUUGGAGGUCUGAAGUUAGCUCAAAAACUGAAAUUGAGGCUCGACAUUGAAACCUAGCAUAUUAUUUCAGAGGUCUAUCGCCUGAUUCACACCAUGAAAAAAGUAUCCGGCGAUAUAUCGCCUGGGACCAGGAAAAUGAACGAAGCUCCAGCAACAAGAGGCCCGCCGUCUCCUCCAAGGCGCCUUAAUCGGAGCAAAUCUGUAUUCUCACUUGCGCAAGAUUUCUUCAAGAUGGCGGUCAACUCAUCUCCUGAUAAACCAACGCCUAGUUCCCAGAACAUCUAUGCGAAGCCAGGAUCCUGGAACAUUUUUGGGUCGUUACGAGGGACAUGGGCCGGUGCCAGUCCUGGUGCCAACUCUCAGAGACCAGUGGCGCGCAACAUAUCACAAUCUCUGAAACCAUCAGACACCUACCAUGAGGAGGGUGCAGCAUCUUCACUCCUAAGACAUCGCAAAAGUCUCCACAACCUUUUCGGAACAGUGGGUAAAAGAAGCUCCAUGAAAGGACGCACACCAGACCAAACAGUGCAGUCAAAUGUACUGCGAAAAAGAAGCGGAGGCGAGAAUACCUUGCAGAUCCCUGACAAUCCUGGUGUCCAAUCAAUUAAAGAUGCGGAUCGGGUUCGUCCUCCGCAAACCUAUGCAGCUGGAUCUCAUGCAGCAACUGGCCGCGGAAAGGUGACAUUUAAGGAUGAAAUUGUAGAGCCAGUGGCUCGUCCCGACUCCGGCGUUAAUGUCGACGCCAUCUAUGCCCCUCGGCGUGACUAUCAAGGCAGCACAUUGGCACCAAGAGCUCCAGAUCAAAAGCAAACAGAAGCAGCUUUUCUUCAACCACCCAAAGCACCAAUAGAACUGGUUUGCUUACCAAAGAAGCCCUCGUCAGGCAUGGAUUCUGGCGGCUAUGCAGCUCCAUUUCCUCCAACAUGUUUUGAUAGGCGUCCAGCAACCCAACAUAUGGUUUCCCGGAGUGACUCUUGCCUGACAGGCCCUUACCCUGGAACGAUAUCUCAGAGCCUACGAAGUCUCAAAGAGAACUUGGAUUUUGGUGGCCCAGAUUAUAAUAUACUUCUCGCAAGCCCAGGUAUGCCGUCAAAAAUUGAUAUCAAUCCAUCUUUUACAUCUCGUGCACAAGCCUUGGAACAGAGAUAUAAUAACCUAUUGGUCCAAUCUCGACUUAAAAAAACCUCGAAUACCGAACAUGUCCCACAAAGCAUUUUGGAAUCAAUCAAUCAAAAUGCCGCAAGAAUGUCUAAGAACUUGAACAUCUCUGAGGGUCGCUCCGGUCAAAGCAGACACUCCUGUCACUCAAACGAAACGGCGCCACUAGGCUCUCUGCCCCAGGACAGUUCGAUAAAUACCGGUUUUCUUGGGCAUGAAUGUGGAACGUUCACCCAAGAUGAUACGGUUGACAAAACCAAUUCCUCCCUCGACAAAAAAGUUGUCUUGGACACCAUGCCGAAGAAGGGCAACACUACUCCCUCAAGAGAGAACGUCAUAUGUGACGAGCGCCCCGAUAAGUUCCCAGGAAGCACACUUCGUGAGACGCUAUCAGCCAGCCCCCUUCUGGUUCCGAAAAGGACGAAGACUUUGCCACCGAGAAAGAAGCGACGCGCAAUGAGAUCGACGACUAGGAAUAUCUCUAUAGGCCCAUUCCAUAUCGACUUCCCCAAAACCGAAUUCGGCGAAGCGCGCCAUGAGACGUACCAAUCCAAGAGUGACGCUAUUGGAAGUUUAUUCCAAAACCCGGUAGUGUAUUCCAAUUAUAUUCUCUUCGACCGAGGUUCGAGCACGUUUUAUCCACAGCCUAAAGGCUACGUUUUCAAAUCUCUGGAUGAUAAGUCCAAACCUAAACUGGAAUGCAUCUGGCUACCCAUGCAAUUUGGAAAUUUUAAGGCCAUGGGCCUUAGUCAAGAACUGAGUCUCAAUCGUUGUGCUGGUAACCAUCACGGUGGCAAUCACCAACUGCCAGAUAUUAGAGAAUGCGAAGGAGCUGCGCCAGCUACUUUGACAGCUCAGCCUGAAGAAACCCAAGAUAUAACAAGCAAACCGUCCAAUCAUUCGCUACUAGAUUUAUAUUUGGGCACUCCGAAAGGCACCCCGGAAGGCACCCCGGAGGGCAAACAACAGAGGAUGGAAGCAGGCAUGUGGAAACAGCCAGAGGUAACACUAGCCAUGACCCUUCCAAUCCGUUUGGCAAAACCACUGGGAGAACCUGCAAGUCCCCCAAAACUAGGUAUCUGGGGAGAUAUAGACGAUGGAGUCAUAACAGAGCCAAUGGCUGAGGAAUACAGUAUUGGGAAGACGAAGACUUGGGCAGAUCUCGGCGUUGAGUUCAUUGACAAGUACGCCCCCAACAAAAAUGCGGAUGCUCAGAAACGAGCAGUAGAUGCAGCACGGAAUUUUCUCAGAGCACAAGGAAAACUUACUUCCGAUUACGACUCAUUUACCAGGCCACAGAGGAAAACAUGGUCUCGGGAUAGGGACGGAAGCGAGGAUAUUUCGUUUUUACACAUUGAGGAUCUUGCAAGAUAUGAAACUCUGCGAGCUGAGUAUCGGAGGCAUAUGACGAUGUUCUCUGAAAGCUCUUCUGGUAGCAACAGCACCGAUGCUCUAGCUGAGGUCAAUUAUACCCCCAAAACUCGUGAAGUAUCCAGGGCAUCAUCUCGGGACAGCGGAUACGCUGGGAUAGAUGCAACUUUGGCUGAACUUCACUUGAGUUCUUGGGAAAUGUGCACGACAAGCGAGGCUUUUGCGAUAAGUUCACAGUGUAGCUCCUCGACGGCGGUAGAAGAGAUUGCAGCCCCGAAGGCUACAAGCAAGAUAACUUUCUCGCCGUCUCAUUCGCCUGCUCCAUCAGUGGGAGAGGAACACGUGCAGUCACCCGUUCUGCAAUCAAUUAGGGCCAUGGGCGACGGUACACCGCCGAGAAUCGUACGGACAUGCAGUUUUGGAAAGUUCGAGUUUGAGCUUGAGAACCCCUUCAACACUCAAAUUGGAAACGGGGAUAUCACCGGCAAUAUUGAUACAGAGGGCUUUAAAACGCCACGAAGGGGUCCCCUCCAAGGAGAAAGGUCCAAUUUCAUACGGCAAGGAAGGAUGAUUCAACACCAACCUGCCAGUCAAGCAGAGGCUGCAUAUCAUGGCCCAACUGAUGAACCACCACUCCAGAAAAGGAAUCGCGAUGAAGAGGAUGAGAAAGAGAAUGAGGAAAGAAAUUGGAGAGACAUGAUGCUCUAUGGAUAGGCCUGCAUCAACUUUCAUUUCCGGAGAAUAACCCAAAACGACCACACGCGGACUAUUGUUAUUUUACUAACAAUUGGACUGUAUUCAUAGUGUACAACUUUCGUGAGUCAAUCAGCAUUUGUUUAGGAUGGCGUUUCCAUAAAAGCCGGCGGAAGUCUACACGCCUGAGCACCAUGGGAAGUGGCCGAGGGUAGCUGUAUUUUAUCAUAGGCAUUCAUUUGUAUUCGUAGUAUGGCCAGUAUCCGAGAGAUAGUUUCGGUUUUCACUGUCCAACUGCAGUCUUCUCAACCGUAUUAAGUUUCAUUAAUUCGCUGUGACUUACACAGGCUUGGUUGUAGCCUAUGAUAUGCAUAUAUAUGAUACAGGUAAUAUUGAUACAAGUCAUAUCUGACCCGAACUUGACCAAAACGCCAAGUUCUGAAAGGGCGGAGUUGGCCCUUUUUAGUUAUACAAGAAUUGAUCCACAACUGGAAUUAUCAAGCUGUAGUUCAUUUCGGUUGGUCCUCCGUUCUAGUUGUUUCUGUAGUCUGCUCAACUACGCUCUCUGUAGCCUGCUCAGCUACUUUCUCCGUUGCUGGUAUCUCUGGUCUCUCCUUAUUCCAAGUCCUAAAGCUUGAGGCUUUAAACCUGUUCCAAGUAUCUGGCUCGUACUUGGUUUUAAAUUUCGUCACAAGGGCCGUAAGCUUCGAGCGUUCCCUAGUAAGAGUUCUAUAGUCCUCUCGUGGAACCAUUCCAGCGUCCAUCAGCUUAUCAUAAGCGCUGAUCAUUCUCUGGGCUAGCUUAAGAGCGUCCUGUUGGUACGAGGAGUCUGUACUUAAGCCGUCUCUGAGGCUUUGUGACCGAGAUCUCGCUUUGUUUGUGGUCCCAUAAGUCAAGGUGGCCUUGAUAUUGAGGAUAGAGGGCGAUACUCUGUCGAGAGCUGCUACGAUCCUUUUGCCCUUCUCGAAUUUGGCCAACCUAACAUCUUCAGGCUUCCGGCUCUCUAGGGACUGAGCGGGCUGUGCCUUCGCGUCCAAGAAAGGUAUCAAUUCCACAAGGUCUGCCUCGACAAGGGCUUGCUUCAUCUGCCGGAUAUAUUCAGCGGAAAGUUGGCGAGUUUUGCUCUCCAGAAAACGGUUCGGGCCCGUGUCGGACUCAAUCGCACAAUCAAGGUAGAUGUGGAGAGUAGGGAGGUCAAUAUUAUCUAUGGUUUCUUGCAUUAAGUCGACCACCUUGGUCGCGUUACUGAAGGAAUUUGGGUUGUGCUUGUCGCGCGCACAUGCUGCUAUUGCGAGGCGGAAAGUCUUCUUUUCGAGCAUAUGGUGGGGCAUCUUUUCAAGCACAUCAGCUGCCUCAUCGCUGAGACGUGCCUGUCGUAGAAUGCGAAGAUAGUCAUGGUAGUUCGCACUAUCCGGUUCAACGUUAUAAUGCAUAGUAAAUAUCUCCCAGUAUAAUGUAGCCUGCUUUCCCAACUUAGCCUUCAGUAAGGCAACCAUGAUUAGAGAUAGUGUAUUUCGCCCGGGUCGUGGGAAGGAGCUCAGUCCUCUGCCAUAUGUGUCCUUGCGAGUCGCUGGAACUAUCCGUUUAAAUUGACCGUGUGAGGCGAGAGAAGGGCCAGAAUCAACCCUGGCCUGGUCUAGUUUUACAUUUUCCCACUCUUCCAGUGAUUCGCUCUCUUGUGGUUUCUCAAUUGCCUCGACUCGUCUUCCAUGUGGUAUAACGAGUUGUGGGAUCUUCAUAGCCUGCCUGAGGAGGGCAAAUACAUCAUCCCUGUCUCUGUCACCUCCCAUCAGCAGGAUCCUGCCCAAACUGCAGACAAGUUCUUCAUCGAUCCAAAGAUCACCAUGUCGCCAGCGGCUCGCUAUGUCAUCCCACAUUCGUCGUGCGUCCAUCACAGACUUGUCCCGAAGUGGCCUAAGCUCUUCUGCGCUGAUUUCGGUCGUGAGUCUUUUGAUUGCGUUAUCACGAAUCGCGUUGAAUAUGAUGGUAAAUGUGAGGUUGUUUGGAGCCCGUAUGCCCUUAUCUCGCAGUUUAGCAGAAAUUCCAAACAGAGCAUCCAUAUCCCCCGCCUGUGCGCAUACUUUUAGCACAGAGUUGGUGUGAAUGAUGUUGGGCUGGACAGGGGCAUUCUCGGCGUCCAUAGAAUGGUAUAUCGACAAUGCGUGAGCAACAGCAGAUGGAUGCUGAUGCGCAUGCUGUGCCAAGCCCCUGAAUAUGAGAGUAUAUGUGUAUGCAUCAGGCGUCUGGCCUCGUUUCUUCAUCUCGUUGUAUGACUUAACGGCGCUGUUUAUCUUUCCCUUCUUGCAUUGCCAAUCGAUAAGAUGGUUCCAGCCAACUGUACAAUCGAUUGCAGCGCUUGAUCUCCGAACCAAAUCUUCGGCCUCUUCGAAUCUAUCUUUCUUGAGCUUCGCAAGUGUAUCGUCCGCCAAUUUCAGCGGAUCCCGGUAUUUCAAGUCCCGCCGCCUCUCGGGCCCAACGACGGCGUAAUCAUGGCUGCCAAACCGAUUUAUCCCAGAGAUAUCCCCUUUCGAAAACGACGUUGAUUGGGAUCGCUCUGAGUCCCUACUUAUCCUGAACCUCUGCUGCGGUUCUCCACUUCUCCUUCCGGACCGCCUCUCAUCUUCGAUUGCGGACUCGGCCUGGCUGCCAAACGUCCUAUGCGACAGAGAAGUAGAACUCCUCGCAACUGGCGCACAUAUCCGAGACGAUGAAAUCCAAGACUUCGCUGCGAUAUUUGUCAUAUACCGCUUUACGUAUGGCCGGUAGUGCAACAUGGUCGAAUCGUUAGAGCUUUCGCAAAGUUCGUGAAGGG
Messenger RNA from Pseudogymnoascus destructans, 6329 nucleotides. RefSeq lists its product as uncharacterized. The record is from RefSeq and is a predicted model, not a curated record. The transcript is spliced from 4 exons. Bases 389 to 3538 code for a protein of 1049 amino acids. Lineage: Eukaryota; Fungi; Ascomycota; Leotiomycetes; Thelebolales; Thelebolaceae.